UUUUAUUUAUUACCAUAGAUUUAGUACAUAUAUACAAGCUUGGUUGGUUAUGUCCAGUAUCAGUGUUCGGGAGUUUCUUCAAUCAACAUCACAUGAAGAUGAGACAGAUCCUUUAUUUACAAUAUCGAACAGAUUUAGCAGUGAAAAUAUAAGAAAAGAUAGUCAGUGGUUGCUAAGACGCCAUGACACCAUAUUUGAUCAUGAAUACCGGUAUAGGUCAGACCAUUGUGUAUACCCUGGUGUUCGACCACACUUUGUUAACAUUCACAACGUUAUUGUUAUGGUUGGGUUGCCAGCUCGUGGAAAAACAUAUAUAGCUAGAAAAUUAUGCCGUUAUCUUAACUGGGGUGGAAUAUGUGCAAAAGUUGUCAGUGUUGGUCAAUACAGAAGAGAAGCAGUGGGUCCUGAUAUUACGCAUGAAUUUUUUAAAAAGAACAAUGUAGAAGCUGAAAAAAUUAGACUACAGUCUUACGAAAAGGCAUUACAAGAUGGUGCUGCUUGGUUGAAAAAAGAAGACCGCAAUAAGAUAUUGAUUCUAGAUGCUACUAAUACUACCAAAAAACGUAGAAAGUAUGUUUAUGAUUUCUGUGAAGAAAAUCAAUUUCAAACCUUCUUCAUUGAGUCAAUUUGUGAUGAUCCAGAAAUCAUUAAAGGCUUCAUUGAGGAACUCAAAAUUUAUAGUCCUGAUUAUGUUCACAUUGAUCAAGAAAAAGCUGCAGAAGAUUUUAAACUCCGUUUGCAACAUUAUGAGGAAACAUAUCAAGAGAUUUCAGAUAAAUGUGAACUAGAAAGAACAUUCUCUUACAUAAAGAUAAUCAAUGGUGGAAGACAGUACUUGGUGAACAAUAUCAAUGGAUACCUUCAAAGUCACGUGGUUUAUUACUUGAUGAACAUCCAUGCACAAUCUCGAUCAUUGUAUGUUACUGUGCAUGGUGAGUGUGAAUAUAAUGUCAUGAAAGAGUUGGGUGGCCACUCUGGUCUUACGGAAACUGGAAAAAAGUUUGCAAAAGCGUUACAGCAGUAUGUAGCUGAAGAGAAUCUAACAGACCUGAGGGUCUGGACGAGCUCCCUUACUGGAAAUCGAGAAACAGCGUCAUAUAUACCUCAACCUAGCGAAGUGUGGAGAGCUUUAGAUUACUUAGAUUAUGGUGAAUGCCACGGGGCGAAAUUCUCAGAAUUAGCCGAACGAUUUCCAGGUAUUUUUACGAAUUCGAAAGGACCGUUAGAUUUACACUGGCGCUAUCCUUCCGGAGAGUCUUACCAAGAUCUUCUUUCAAGAUUAGAACCAGUGAUUAUGGAACUUGAACGACAACACAACGUUCUUGUCAUCUCACAUCGAACGACUGUGCGCUGUUUGAUGGCAUACUUUUUGGAUCAUAACCCAGACGAAGUAGCUCACAUUAGAGUUCCACUGCAUACGGUGUUCAAACUAACACCCGUCGCUUACGGAUGCCGAGUGGAAAAAGUUACGUUGAACGACAAGGGGACAUUGUCUUAAUCGUCAAAAGUUACGUUUAACGACAAGGAGACAUUGUCUUAACCGCCAAUAAUCACUCAAAUUGUAUAUAUUUGUCUAACCUACGAAAAUGUUAAUAUCAAGCUA
Hydractinia symbiolongicarpus is the source of this 1603-nucleotide messenger RNA. RefSeq names its product 6-phosphofructo-2-kinase/fructose-2,6-bisphosphatase 3-like. Gene Ontology annotation, cellular component: cytosol. The transcript is spliced from 18 exons. Gene Ontology annotation, biological process: fructose metabolic process; fructose 2,6-bisphosphate metabolic process. Bases 50 to 1498 code for a protein of 482 amino acids. NCBI's taxonomy places the organism in Eukaryota, Metazoa, Cnidaria, Hydrozoa, Anthoathecata, Hydractiniidae. Gene Ontology annotation, molecular function: 6-phosphofructo-2-kinase activity; ATP binding; fructose-2,6-bisphosphate 2-phosphatase activity. The record is from RefSeq and is a predicted model, not a curated record.